AUGUCACCGUACAAGUUGGUGUUUGGAAAGGCAUGCCACCUCCCAAUUGAGCUAGAGCAUAAAGCACUUUGGGCAUUGCGGCAGUUGAACUUAGACAUGGAGACAACAGGUACUAAUAGAGUCACUGGAUUACAUGAGCUCGAGGAAUUCAGGUUCCAGGCUUUUGAGAGACCCUUCAGAGUGGUGCAAAUGUUCUUAAGUGGAGCUGUUGAGAUUGAAUCAGAAGAUGGGACAAAUAAGUUCACAGUAAAUGGGAAAAGGCUGAAACAUUACCUUAGAAUGGCUGAAGAAAAAAGGGAUAAAGUGGUAAUCACUUUGGAAGAGCCCCAGUAUGCGAAUGAGGAGUGA
Nicotiana tabacum (common tobacco) is the source of this 348-nucleotide messenger RNA. NCBI's taxonomy places the organism in Eukaryota, Viridiplantae, Streptophyta, Magnoliopsida, Solanales, Solanaceae. The record is from RefSeq and is a predicted model, not a curated record.